Setaria italica (foxtail millet) is the source of this 2146-nucleotide messenger RNA. RefSeq lists its product as uncharacterized. The transcript has 6 exons. The record is from RefSeq and is a predicted model, not a curated record. Lineage: Eukaryota; Viridiplantae; Streptophyta; Magnoliopsida; Poales; Poaceae. The coding region runs from base 455 to 1897 and encodes 480 amino acids.
GCGCGGGGAGGCCGGCAGCGGCGGAGGCAGCGCGAGGCCCGCCGUGCCUCGCGUUGGCCCGAAGCCAGCCGUGCCUGACGGGCUGGCCCGGCACGGGAAAGGCACAGCGGGCCCGUGCUUGGGCCGCCGAUGAGGCCCAUGGGCUGGCACGGCACGACAAAGCCGUCGUUACGGGCCAGGCCCGGCAUCUAUAGCUGGCUUGAUAUCCACCCCACUAUGGACCCCACUUGUCAAUGCCUGGAGCGCUGAUCCGAAGCCACAUCAGCGAGACCCACCUGUCUGCGCUUGCGACUCCAACCGAGGCCACCGCCUAGAAAUUCCCUGCUCCCGCCUCGGCGCGACGGCGCCCAAUUGUAACCGUCCCAACGAACUUGCUCUGCCCCCUCCUCUCCCACCUCCUUCCCCUCGCAGCAGCGGGCAGGCAAUCAAGAAGAAGCCUCCCGCUCGCCGCCAGAUGGCCCCCGCGGCCGCCGCCGCCGCCGCCGCACUGGCGCCAGACGCGAUGCAGCAAUUUCCCGAGGGGGCUCAUGUACGGCUGCGGAGCCGCGUGCACGGCGGGUACCUCCACGCCGGCGAGGACGGGGUGGGCGUCUCCCUGAGCUGGGGCCGCCGCUCGUCGAUGAACGCGGCAUGGCAGGUACACCGGAUGACAAUCGACGGCACCACCUACGUCCUCCUCCACAGCGCCGCCUACGGCCGGUACCUCGCGGCCUCGCCCCACCCGGCGCCGCCGGGGCACCGCGGCCACAGCGUCGUGCAGGGGGACUACGGCGAGCAGGGCGUGAACCCUAUCCUGUGGAAGCCCGUCGGCUCGGGGCACGCCGGCUACGUCCUCCUACGCCACGUCUCCUACCGCUUCCUCCCCGCCAACGGCAGGUACCGCCUCUGGCUCUCGGGCGCUCCCGUCGACGACUUUGACAACCAGAGCACGAUGAUGGAUUGGAAGGUCGAGGCCAUCCCACCGAGACCCGCGCCGCCGGUCCUUCCUCCUCCAACUCCGAUUAAUCGAGGAGGCUGCCGCAGCCUGUUCCUCCUGCACCAAGAGCCCGGGGUACUGGAGAAAACUAUCCGACUAGGCUGUGUGGCCUGCCAGCGAGCCUGUAGCGGAAGUAUUUGUAGGCGCUGCGUCGCGCAAGUGAAGAAGAAUCUGGAGCUGAUGAAGAAGGAAGGGAGGGACGGUUUCUUCGGAUACUGCCUGAAGUGUCAUGAGGUUGCCAAGGGAAGCCACCUUGCACAUCAGGACAAUAUCAUCCCAGUUGACAGGUACAAGGGUCACUUGGUAGCAUGGGUAACAGGAAAAGAGAACUGGGCAGCCAUCUUUCAUGGCAUUCAGAGUGAUAUGUGCUAUAGGCCACCUAUCGGUCGCCCCUUUCUCCUGCACACGCCAGAAGAAUGUUGCAGAUGCAUAGAGUGCAAUGAUGUAAUGUAUACGAAAAGGCUUUACGAUAUGCUAAGCCUAUACUGCACGAUUAACUGCUGGUUGGAGGAGAGGUCGGGCGGUGGGGCUGCUGAGGUGCAGGUCGCUAAGGCUCUCCUGGCGAUGGAGUUCGAUAGUUCUACACAUGCUGUCUGCCUCACCUGCAGCAUGGCGUUCUCAAGCUCUGAGGCAAGUGAUCAUGCUGAACAUGAUAUGCUCUCCAUCGUCAUGGAGUCAGGUCGCCUGCCCCGUCUGCAGAUACCUUCAGCGCACUAUUUAGCUCAUGUGUGGAGAAACAUAAAGGGAUGGGAUCCUGACGGCAUGGGGGACAUCCUGAUUAAAGACAACUCAUCUCCGCGGUGCCAGACGUGCCAGAUGCGCCUAGUGGACGGCGGCAGUAAGACAUGCAGCUUCGAAUGCUGUCUGCCGCAGCCCUCUCUACUGCCAAGACCGCUGCAGCGGCAGCAGCUUGCUGGGUGAAUUGAUUCUUACUGUUGGAGUCAUUCUUAACUCUUCUGCUGUUGGCCUGUCGUGGCCUAACCCUGUGUAAUGAAUGGUUUAGUUUCAAUGCGUUGAGCUGUGUAAGGAAGCAAACUUGGGAUGAACUUUGUUUUUGAGCUGAAGAUCUGACGAAACAUGUACUUUAGCUGAAAUCAGUUUCAAUGCGUGGUUGUAGAUGUACAAAGAAAGAGAGCAGGUUAUUACAGGGAACUUCUGACAAUCUACUUA